Messenger RNA from Cokeromyces recurvatus, 1888 nucleotides. RefSeq names its product acyl-CoA dehydrogenase/oxidase. The record is from RefSeq and is a predicted model, not a curated record. Bases 109 to 1638 code for a protein of 509 amino acids. The transcript has 7 exons. NCBI's taxonomy places the organism in Eukaryota, Fungi, Mucoromycota, Mucoromycetes, Mucorales, Mucoraceae. Gene Ontology annotation, molecular function: oxidoreductase activity, acting on the CH-CH group of donors; flavin adenine dinucleotide binding; heme binding.
UUUUUUUUUUUAUUGAUACAAAUAUUUAUAUUUUUAUAUAUCUAUUUUCCCAUUCUUCUUCUUAUUCUAAUUAUCACCCCUCCCCACUCUGUAAUAAAGUAUUCAUAAAUGAGCCUCAAAACAUUCACACGAGAAGAAGUAAAGCGUCAUGCUUCUGAAGAUGAUUUAUGGAUCAUCAUCGAUACCAGCGUCUAUGAUAUGAGUCGUUUCAUUGAUUUACACCCUGGCGGUGCUUAUCCCAUUUUAGAAUUUGCUGGUAAAGAUGCUACAGAUGCAUUUUAUGGACUUCAUCGUCAAGAAGUACUUGUCAAAUAUCAACGUUACAAGAUUGGUACCAUUGUAAAUGAAAAACCUCAAAUUGAUUUUUACCAGCCUGGUGAUUUAUCCAAGGUCCCUUAUGCCGAGUCAAGUGCCUGGAUGGGUUUCAAAUCACCUUUUUAUACUGAAUCUCAUAAAAAGUUUCGUAUUGCAGUUCGUAAAAUUACUGAUUCUUUAGCUGUUGAAGCUAGAGAAUUUGAAGAUGCUGGUACCAAGCCCUCUGAUGAAUUUAUGCAAAAAUUAGGUGAACAUCAUCUUUUAGCUGCCAACAUUGGUCCUGGCCCUUGGCUUCAUGGUUUAGUUCUUCCCGGUGAUCUGAAAGGAGAGGACUUUGAUUAUUUUCAUGAAAUGAUUCUUCAUGAAGAGUUUGCUCGUUGGAAAGUUCGUGGUUUUGAUGACGGUGUUGUAGGUGGUAUGGUCAUUUCUGUACCCACAGUUUUGAAUUUUGGUUCUCCUCAACUUAAACAAAAGAUUAUUCCUGAUGUUUUUGCAGGUAAAAAACGUAUCUGCCUUGCUAUUACUGAACCUUAUACAGGAUCUGAUGUUGCCCGUAUCAGGACAACCGCCACACGAACAGCGGAUGGUAAAUAUUUUAUAGUGAAUGGUGUUAAAAAGUGGAUUACAGGCGGUUGUUGGGCAGAUUACUUUUCUGUAGCAGUUCAAACUGGGAAAGGAAUCUCGAUGUUACUUAUUGAACGAAGUGAAGGCGUUGAGACCAAGUUGAUCAAGACCUCCUAUUCACCCAGUGCGGGUACAGCCUAUGUGACAUUUGAAAAUGUCAAGGUACCUGUAGAGAAUCUGCUGGGUAAAGAGAAUAAAGGAUUAUUAGUGGUAUUAUCCAACUUUAAUCAUGAGCGUUGGGUCAUGUUGACAGGCGCUUCAAUGGCUGCUCGCCUUGUGAUUGAAGAAUGCCUUAAAUGGGCUAAUCAACGUCAGGUCUUUGGUAAACGCUUAAUCGAUCAACCUGUAAUUCGUCAUAAGUUAGCCAAGAUGAUUGCUAAUCUAGAGAGCGUUCAUAACUGGGUUGAAAACUUGACUUAUCAAAUGAAUAAUAUGGACUAUAAUGAACAAUCAGAUAAACUGGCUGGUCCAAUCGCUUUGUGUAAAUAUCAUAUUACUCGAGUCUUGCAUGAUAUUUCUGAUGAUGCUUGUCAAAUCUUUGGUGGUCGUGCGAUUACCAAGACUGGUAUGGGUAGAACUAUUGAAACUUUACAAAGAACAUACAAGUUUUCUUCUAUUCUUGGUGGUUCUGAAGAGAUUCUGGCGGAUUUAGGUGUUAGACAAGCCUUAAAGAAAUUUCCUACAGGAGCAAGACUUUAAUAAAUACUGUUUUCUUAAACUAAUAAGGCGAACAAAAACUAUUACACAUUAAUAUGAAAGACAAGCAGUUUCAGCUUGAUUUUUUUUUGUCGAUGUAUUUCUAACUAAUAAAAUAAAACCACGCUAGUUAUAUAUUAAGCAUUCUUUUCAAGAUAUAACUAUUAAUUUUAUAUAGAGCAAUAAUAACACAUGUUCCUUUUUUGCUUGUUUAUUUGUACAAUAUUAGUUAUCGCGGCUCAUUAAAUCCAAA